Messenger RNA from Penicillium longicatenatum, 1185 nucleotides. RefSeq lists its product as uncharacterized. The record is from RefSeq and is a predicted model, not a curated record. The transcript has a single exon. Bases 1 to 1185 code for a protein of 394 amino acids. Lineage: Eukaryota; Fungi; Ascomycota; Eurotiomycetes; Eurotiales; Aspergillaceae.
AUGACCGAAGAAAAUAACAAAAAGAUGUCCUCGGCAACAGCAAUAGCAGGUUCAGGCUCAGCCCCAGCCCUAGCCUCAAGUACAGACACAAACGCAGAGGAAACCAUGCGCCUUGCCAUUACCCGCUUCCGUAGCAGAAUGGCCGCCGCAAACCAAACAUUUCUCCAAGACCGCGUCAAUGAGAUCGAAGCAAGAGGUCUGGCAUCUGAAAAGGAGAAGCGCCACCGUAUACGCCUAUACAAAUGGAUGGACGAUCUCGAAUGGGGCGACGAAGACCCUGAAACGCGUGGGAGUAACAAUGCGGUCCAGAUCCCACCGCAGACUCUAGUAAAAGACCGCGAUAUUCCUACUAUUCUCAAAGCACUGCCACCCUUUGAACCGGCCGACGGCGUGUUGCCGCCCCUACUGCAAACAGAGCAGUGGCGGCAGAUGUACCUCGACACAGUUCAGUAUUUAUGCCAGCGCCAGGCGGACGAGAUCGUCGCCGAGGAUGACGAGGAGCUCGACGUCGCAUGUAGAUCCCACAAAGACCACAGAUUGAUGACUAUCCCGCGGUGUGACGAGCUAGCCCUGUUCCUAAAAUACGCGCAGGGGGUGGUAGACGCUGACCUCCGGCUCUCGGAUAUUGCGCCAUUUAUACCGGCUUUUUCGAUUGGCGUUAAGAAUGAGGAACUGGACGGGCUUGACGAAGAACAAAAACGCGACAAGUUGGCGGAUCCGGAUCUGCUAAAGCGCGAGCAAGAGCGCUUACAGCGAGAGUUGGAAGAUGAAUCGACGAAUGGGUUCCUGGAGCCGUAUAUCGAUGAUGAUCUAGAGGUUCGGGCUGGCUUUAUUACUGGCGUUGGAUAUAGCCGGCUAUACGCAUGCCCUUCAUGGUAUAGUGCGUAUGUAUACUGCCGGCUGCUGACGGAUAACGACAAGGAUGAAGACAUCCAGGAUGCUGCUAACAUCCGGGAGUGGGGAUGGCGGGUGGUUGUUUUCAAAGCCGAGAAUAUCAAUCCUACCGUUCUGUACGGCCGGAAGGCGCGAUUUGAUUCUAUUCCAGAAUUCUUGGAUUGGUAUGCCAGCUGGCUGGACCAUCUAGACGAACGGGGGUUGCUCUCUCUGCAGCGCCAUGCUAUAGGUUGUGAGACGGACUGCGAGUCGGAUUGUGAGGAUCAUGCUACAGGAAUCUAUGCAGACUAG